GCACUUCAUGCGUCGCUUUCCCUCUGGUUGUACAACUGAUAAACAUCAGCUGUACAGUGUAUUCAUGGGGAAACUGAAGCAGUGCAUUUUCAAGUAUGACGAGGGUGUCCUUAAUCUACUGAAGACUGCAAAGCGGGAUGAGAUGGUCCAGAAGGUAUUCCCAACCCCACACAUGAUGACGUCUUUCGAAAGUUGUCUUCCAGCGAGCUCCAACAACACUGUCGAAGGGUGACCCGAGGGACAGCAGAAACAUCAAGACUGAUAUCUAGUCUGCUGGAAUCUUUGGAUGGUUCUAAUGGCUGCGAUACCCAAGGAGCACCCCUUAUUGACAGUAGGAGAAUGAAGCAGCUUUGGGAUGUCCAGAGUCGUCAUGUAGACUGUAUCCAGGAUCCCCCUGAUCUGCAGCUUUACACCCAGGUGAAUACGUUGAAGAAAGGCAACCUCAUGCUACCUGUUUACAGGUGUGCAAGAGGCUCAACUUCUCUGGAAAGUUUCCACCUCCAUAUGAACAGGUUUAUUCCAGUUAAGUAUAAAAUUUCAAACAAGAAUUUGACUUUUUAAUUUCAGAAUGAUAUGCUUUUAUUUUAUAUUAAAAAGUCAGCUUUGAAUUUCCAUAGGAACCCUUGCGAAGGACAUCAAUUUCCAGGUGUGUGUGUUGGAUGGCCUUUUCAGGUGGAAUACUGACCGGCAGAGUUCUGCAGUGCUUGAUAGUCAGCAACAGAAUCCAAUGACGUACAGUGGACCUCUGAAGAAUGCAGUAAAUAGGCUGUCGCAGGAGGUUUUGGGAAAAGAUAUGUUCCAAGACUACAAACCACCCGGAAAAUAUACUGGGGAGCUAAUUGGAAUUGAGUAUCUUUACUCCCAAACUGGAGAAGGUGUAGCAGAUUACACCAGCACAGCCAGACAGCUGUUAGAGGGCCCUGAUACCGAGGACAUGGAGAUGUACCGUGAUCCUGAGGCAGAUGAAGGAUUUGAAGAGCUGGAUGAUGUGACGGAUCCCACUACAGAUAUUUUGGACUUGGGUCCUGAUUUUACAAGGGUAGAACAUGAGACCCAGGAUUCCACACACUCACCAACUCCCCAAACAAUCCUUCAUAUUCCCUCAGACACGGAGUACAGACAGCUGAUGGUGCAGAAAGAUGAAGGCACGUGUAUGUCUAAAUUGCUCUGA
Molecule: messenger RNA, 1171 nt
Organism: Saccostrea cuccullata (small rock oyster)
Lineage: Eukaryota; Metazoa; Mollusca; Bivalvia; Ostreida; Ostreidae
Exons: 2
Coding region: 728-1171 (147 amino acids)
Source: RefSeq, a predicted model, not a curated record